Messenger RNA from Penicillium brevicompactum, 3048 nucleotides. RefSeq names its product putative C6 transcription factor (Mut3). The record is from RefSeq and is a predicted model, not a curated record. The transcript has 5 exons. Gene Ontology annotation, cellular component: nucleus. Bases 1 to 3048 code for a protein of 1015 amino acids. Gene Ontology annotation, molecular function: zinc ion binding; sequence-specific DNA binding; DNA-binding transcription factor activity, RNA polymerase II-specific. Gene Ontology annotation, biological process: DNA-templated transcription; positive regulation of transcription by RNA polymerase II. Lineage: Eukaryota; Fungi; Ascomycota; Eurotiomycetes; Eurotiales; Aspergillaceae.
AUGGCGACUCGGAGCCCUCAUUCCGGCGAGAAUGAGGACGAUGCGUCUUUGAUAGAAUUCAAGUAUGCACAUGAUGACGAACAUAACGACUCCCCAGACGCCUCUACAGACCCUAAAUCACUACCCAUGCAGAAGAGGCGUCGCGUGGGCCGUGCAUGCGACGAGUGUCGCAGGAAAAAGAUCAAGUGUGAUGGCAAACAGCCCUGCACCCAUUGCACAGUUUAUAGUUAUGAGUGCUCGUACGACCAGCCGUCUAAUCGACGCCGAAACCCCGCUCCACAAUAUGUCGAGGCGCUGGAAGCUCGUCUCCAAAAAGCCGAGGCCCUUCUAAGGACCGUCCUACCCAAUGUCAACCUCGACGACCCGCAACUAGACGUACAUGCGACGGAGCAGAGAUUUGCCGCAGCCCAGAAAGAGAAACAAGCGACCGAGGAAUCCAAACCGCCAGCCGCGCAGGCUGAUGCGGCGCCAGAAGCGGGGGACGAGGGGCUCCUCGAAACUAUGGUCGAUAAUUCGGGCUGUUUGGAUCGCGACGAUCAGGGCCAUUGGGAUUAUCACGGACACACUUCGGGAAUCAUAUUCGUGCGCCGCUUGCGCAAGCAAUUGGGCGCCGUCGACAUCACAAGUCCCAUGGCGAGAUCGCGAGCUUCGAUCUCAGGCCAAAUGAUGGGAAGUCCCAAGUCCUUUUCCGAGUCGCCACAGGAUUCGAGCUUGCCCCCUACCCACGACCUGCCCCCGCGAGAGGUCGCCCGCCGCCUGUGUCACAAUUCAAUCGACCACGCCUGCUCGCUGAUGCGGUUCGUGCAUGAACCCUCGUUUUUCGCAAUGUUGGAGCGCAUCUACGACACCCCUCCAGACCAGUUCACGAAUGAGGAAAACUCGUUUUUGCCACUCUUAUAUAUUGUGAUUGCUGUUGGAUGUUUGUUCUCAGAAGACGGUCAGGGGCAAGGCACUCUCGAUCUGUCGGGUUAUGAAGGCGCAAUUGGCCAAGGAUUCCAAUUCUUCAAAGCCGGAAGACAACUUUUGGAAAUCACAGAUUGUCGGGAUUUGCCUUCGCUCCAGGCAAUCUGUUUCAUGGUACUUUUCCUCCAAUCUUCUGCCAAGUUGAGCACAUGUUACUCCUAUGUCGGAAUCGCGCUGCGCUCCGCGCUGCGAUUGGGCCUUCAUCGCAGCGUCGCAGCAGACUUCAAUCCCAUUGAACGAGAACUUCGAAAGCGCAUCUUCUGGGUCGUUCGCAAGAUGGAUGUAUAUGUCAGCACACUCUUGGGUCUCCCUCAGAUGCUGAGCGAUGACGAUAUCGACCAGGAGUACCCCAUUGAGGUCGAUGGGGACUUCAUCACCACGCAAGGAAUCACCCAACCGCCAUCCAACUACACUCCACUGAUGGCAGGAUGCAACGCACAUACCCGUCUUUCGGUCAUCAUCCUGAAGGUCGUCAAAUACAUAUAUCCAGUGAAGAACGCGCGGUAUCGCUCCAAGUCUGAUCAACGGUAUAUGGUUAGCCAUUCUAAGAUCCGCGAGAUCGAGCGAGAUCUGCAAAAUUGGAUGGAGGAACUGCCUCCAGCCCUGCGACCGGGUACAGAAGUGUCGCCCCAGCUUGAACGGGUCCGACAAUUGCUCCGUAUCAGUUAUGCUCAUGUGCAGAUGGUUAUGUACCGACCGUUCCUCCAUUACGUAUCUGGGGGCUCACAGGCGCGUGGCGUUGAUAAGAGGUCAUAUGCUUGUGCGGCUGCAUGUGUCAGUGUUUCUAGAAACAUUGUGCACAUCACCACUGGAAUGCAGAAGAGAGGUCUGCUAAAUGGGUCGUUCUGGUUCACCAUGUACACGACUUACUUUGCUAUCCUCUCGCUUCUGUUCUUCGUCAUUGAAAACCCAGACUCCCCUACAGCCAAGGACGGUGUUCUCAAAGAUGCCAUGGAGGGCAAGCAUACCUUAGCCGGAUUGGCCAAGAAAAGUUUGGCCGCCGAUAGGUGUUCUCAGAGUUUGAAUUGUCUUUUCAAGACCCUGCCCGAGAUGUUGAAGAAUCGCCAGAGCUCCAAGCCUGCUGUCAAUCUCAAGCGGACCGCCCCAGACUACGCCUCGGAGGCCGAACCCAAGCCGAUGGCAGAGAAAACGUUGCCACACCGGUCGAGCACGUUCCCGGCGCAGAUGAUGUCCCAGUCCCAGCCUGUAACAAAAGAUACUCACAGUCGGCGCCAGCAGAGUCUGGACAAUGCCCACAUCAACAGUCGCUCAACUGAUACAAGCAAUCAGUCUUCAUGGGUUUCCACUACACCUGAGCUGUUAACCGAAACCAUGACUACCCCUGAACACAUCUCAUCGGCCGGGUCCAUGAACAUGUCCAUGCCCAACCAAGAGCCAUCGAGCCUAGCAUGGGCACAACAAUUUACAAACCCCGCCAACCUCCCAGAUCUUAUGCCCAUGAUGUUCCCAUCCGAUGAUCCAUUCGCAUACCCCACUCAGCCCAUGUCCACCCUGGAAGACGACCACUUCCGCCACGACGCAGGAAUCCCAGCACAGUAUCCCUUCGACUCAACCCAAGGAACAGGAUUGGGCCCCACGACCCCCGGCGACCCCAGCGUAGGCGUCUCCACCCCACCAUUCGACCUAACAAACCUCUCUGGCUUCCCGGUCGGACACACCCAAGGGUACAAAUCAUCCGUGCCAAGCCACCUCCGCCCCUCUCAUUCCCGCAGCUCGUCACGAAUCCAGUCACCGAUCUCGCAAAGCCAAUCCUCAAUCGAAGGUCUCGGCAGUCCAGACCUGGUCUCAAUCCCGAACCAGAAUUUCGUCUGGCAGAGUUACAACUUCCAGCCCAACCACUCGAAUAAUAUGGCUGCUGAGUCUGUGCCGCAACAACAAGAGAUUGAUCCGAGUCGCAUGCCAAAUGAAAUGCCUGAUCUUAAUGUCAGUAUGGAUGAAAAUAUGGGCAUGAAUAUGGACCUGGGGAUCUCGUUUGAUGAUCUCUUUGGUAAUAAUGCUGCUUAUCGACCUGGGCAGGCGGCAUCGAAUGACGAAUGGACUCAGUGGAUGAACACUAAUACUUGA